Messenger RNA from Diospyros lotus (date-plum), 1663 nucleotides. RefSeq names its product protein IQ-DOMAIN 21. Lineage: Eukaryota; Viridiplantae; Streptophyta; Magnoliopsida; Ericales; Ebenaceae. The transcript is spliced from 5 exons. The record is from RefSeq and is a predicted model, not a curated record. The coding region runs from base 197 to 1546 and encodes 449 amino acids. Gene Ontology annotation, molecular function: protein binding.
GGCCACUGCAGUUACUACUCUCACACCCCUUCUGACUCUUUCCUUCUCUCCCUUCCCCCUCUUCGAUCCAUCGUCUCCGAUUAACUUUUCCACCAACAACCUUUUUUUCCGGCCAGAUAUGGAUGCAAACAUCAGAAAACGGAUCGCCGCAGGCCACUAUUAAGAUCUCUCCCUACAGGCGGGAUUCUCGGCUGCAAUGGGCAAGAAAGGAGGUGGCUGGUUCUCGUCGGUGAAGAGAGUUUUCAGGCCUUCCUCCGAUAGCUUGCCAGAGAAGAAGAAGGACGUUAAGGCGGAGAAAUGGCAGCACCAGGCGCCGGAGGUCCUGUCAUUGGAGCAUUUCCCGGCAGGAAGUUCGCCGGACGCCACCAAUGACGAGAGCGAAGGGGAGUCGUCUCCGGUGACGGAAGAUCGGAACCAUGCCAUUGCUGUCGCGGUCGCCACCGCUGCAGCGGCUGAAGCUGCGGUGGCGGCCGCCCAAGCGGCGGCGAAAGUCGUCCGGCUCGCCGGCUACGGCCGCCAAUCCAAGGAAGAACGGGCUGCCACUCUCAUUCAGUCCUACUUCAGAGGAUACCUCGCUCGCCGGGCUCUGCGAGCGUUGAAGGGGCUGGUGAGGCUCCAGGCGUUGGUGAGGGGCCACAAUGUCCGGAAGCAGGCACAGAUGACGAUGCGGUGCAUGCAAGCGCUGGUUCGCGUGCAGGCCAGAGUCAGAGCCCGCCGGCUCCAAUUGGCGCAAGAGAAGCUUCAGAAGAAGGCCGACGAAGGAGCAGCAGCAGCAGUGGAGGCGGAGAAGCAGCGGCUGAGGAACGCCGUCAAGAAGCUCGAGGACUGGGAUGACCGGAAGAGGCCGGACAAGGCCAUCGGAGGCAGCAUGAGAAAGCACGACGGUUUGAUGAAAAGGGAGCGAGCUCUUGCCUAUGCUUUCAGCUACCAGUCGCAGCAGCAGUUGCCGAAUCUGGAUUUGAACGGCAAUGAUGCCGAAUUCUACGGGGACGAGCGCGAAAAGGCGCGGUGGGGCUGGAAUUGGCUAGAGCGUUGGAUGGCGUCGCAGCCGUACCACGCCGGAAACCCGAGGCCAAGGGAGGGCUCCUACAUGACCCUCGCCGCCACGGACGACACCUCCGAGAAGACUGUGGAGAUGGACCUGGCAACGCCGGAGCAGAUCAGCAGCGGGGAGCCAAUCGAUCCCUCCGUGUACCACCGGCAGCACCGCCAUGUGGGCUCCGACGGCGUGCCGAGCUACAUGGCCCCAACGCAAUCCGCAAAAGCGAAGGUGAGGGGCCAGGGCGUGGUGAGGCAGCGUAGCCCGUCGGUGGCCCAAUGGAACCCAUCCACCAAAAGAGGAAGCACGGUUGGGUCCGGCGGUGACUCGUCAAGCUCCGGCGGAGGAACGGCGGCCUAUUGGGCCCCGAAGAGCCCAGCCCUAAAUGGUAGCAGGCUGAGAGCCCAGCAGCCCAAAUGGAUUGCGGGCUACAGCCCAGAUUCCAGCGGCGAUGACAGGGCACUCCACCGUUUGGGAACUGGGCAUGGACAUGGUGAAUUAUAUUAAUGUGUGACAUAUAAAUUUCCAGUUACAUGUGUGCCUGUGCCUUUGAGUGUGUGUGCCUGUGCAAUCUAUCGUACAAUUUGUAUUUAUUAAUUAUUAUUAUUUAAUUGGGCACUGCCA